This is a messenger RNA of Fragaria vesca subsp. vesca, 1065 nucleotides long. Its product is annotated as peptidyl-prolyl cis-trans isomerase FKBP18, chloroplastic-like. The transcript is spliced from 6 exons. Gene Ontology annotation, cellular component: chloroplast thylakoid lumen. The coding region runs from base 1 to 714 and encodes 237 amino acids. Gene Ontology annotation, molecular function: peptidyl-prolyl cis-trans isomerase activity. NCBI's taxonomy places the organism in Eukaryota, Viridiplantae, Streptophyta, Magnoliopsida, Rosales, Rosaceae. The record is from RefSeq and is a predicted model, not a curated record.
AUGGCAUCAUCACCAAUAAGAUGCUUGCAUCUGCAGUUGCAGUUGCACCACCAAACCCAGUUCACGGCCAGUUCAACUUGGAAACCCGGUAACACUAGGAGAAGCCAAGUUCAAGUAGUCAAGGCAGAGCAGCAAAAUGAAGCAGGCAUUUCAAGAAGAUCAUGCGCCAAUAUUCUCAUCAUGACUUGGCUGCCGGCCCUGACCCUCAUUUCGGCUUCUCCAGCGUCCGCGGAGGCCAGACUGAGACGCAACAGGAAAGCCAUCCCUCUUGAAGACUACAGUACUACCCCUGAAGGAUUAAAAUAUUAUGAUUUGGUUGAAGGAAGGGGUCCAGUAGCUGAGAAAGGAUCAACAGUUCAGGUUCACUUCGAAUGCUUAUAUCGUGGGAUAACAGCUGUAUCAAGCAGGGAAUCCAAAAUCUUGGCUGGAAAUCGUAUUAUUUCCCAGCCAUACAUCUUCAAAGUUGGCUCACCUCCAGGGAAAGAACGAAAGCGAGAGUUUGUGGAUAACGCAAAUGGUCUAUUUUCCGCACAAGCUGCACCAAAACCCCCUCGAGCAAUGUACUCAGUAACUGAAGGGAUGAAAGUAGGAGGGAAGCGAACUGUGAUUGUUCCUCCAGAGGCUGGAUAUGGCCCAAAGGGCAUGAAUGAGAUCCCUCCUGGAGCAACGUUUGAGCUGAAUCUGGAGCUUUUGCAAGUGGAUCCACCUUCAUGAGAGUGAGCAGCCUGACACAGGUUGUGACAAGAUCACAGUAAUUAACUUUCACAUCAUGACAUGUUUCUACUGUAACCAAGAAGAGGCUGUGUUGGAACUACCUUUUCCCAAGAGAAGUUUUGAUCCUGAAAAAUUCUUUUUUGUGCCUAAUAGAAGAUAGCGAAAAGCCGAAUGUAUCUGCAUUUGCUGUAUCCUGUUGGGGUAGGCAACUUGACAUUGCUGUAUGCAACAGUUUUCAUCAGUGUGCAACUGUGCAUCUUACCAUAACUGUCAUCAAUGAAGUGACAGAUUUGUUUUGGCAUGUACAGUUGACAGACUUUUUUUACAAUAAGCUUUUUACCCUUUGAAACG